This is a messenger RNA of Eucalyptus grandis, 1320 nucleotides long. RefSeq lists its product as uncharacterized. The transcript has a single exon. NCBI's taxonomy places the organism in Eukaryota, Viridiplantae, Streptophyta, Magnoliopsida, Myrtales, Myrtaceae. Bases 41 to 1039 code for a protein of 332 amino acids. The record is from RefSeq and is a predicted model, not a curated record.
AAGGAAAGCAUCUCAUCCCGUUCCUCCCCGUGUGAAUUCGAUGCCCGGUAAUGAUCAGCAUCUUGUCCCCCAAAUUGAACGUGGACAGAAACUUUUUGACAAAUCAAGCCAAGUCCGACGAACGAGUCAGCUGAGCAACGUCAUCAAGAUUCGAACGGGGACACCAGGCCAGUCAAAGGUUGAAAAUUCAACGGUCAACGAAACGCAGUCCUUCGCUUGCUUCUUAGUAGUCUCAGUUGGCAAGCAAAGCAACCAGCCUCCCUUAUAUAUUCACUCUCCCCGCCCGUGGUUUCUCCAAGAAUAUUUGCUCUCCGUAGUCCAAACUCAUCGUCGUCUCCCGUCAUCGCUCGGUAGUUUCAGUCCUGCAACCUCAUCGCUUCGCUCGUCCUCACCGCCCAGAACCUUGAAUUCGAGUCAUUUUACCCUCUGUUUCGAGCGCUUCACCGUCGUUUCUCCCCUCCAAUUCUUGAUCCCGAAAGCUCCAAUCUCUCUCGCCGGAACUCUGUCUUGCACGAGGAGCGCGACCAUGAAGACCAAGACGCACGGCCACAGCCGGUUCGUGAAGAUCAUGAUGAUCCCUCUCAGGGUCCUGUCCAAGGCCCGCGACCUGUACGUCCGGGGCUUGAACUACGCGGACAGCGUCGGCGGUGGGUACGGCAACGUCGGGUGCCCGGCCGGGCAGUUCUCCGCCAUGCCCCGGAGCGUCAGCGUGAGCACGUCGAGGUCGUCCGGCGGGGCCGACGAUCUCGGGGAGCUGAUACGCGCUGCCUCCGCGAGGAGCUUCGGGAACAAAAUCGACGUGGACGCGAUCCUGCGGCAGCAGCAGCAGCAGCAGCAGCAGCGGCAGCGGCACUUGAAGCAGCGGCCGUCGUCGGACUGGGGUCCGAAGGUGUUGCCCAAGAGUAGCAGCGUCGCGAUGGGGCGGAUCGACGAGGAGGAACCUUGCGAGUUCGGGGUCGACGACGACGUGAAGAAGGUCGAUUUGCCGUUUCCGAGAAGCAGAAGCUAUGCCGUCGGAAACAGAAAUCACGCGCAAUGAGGAGAUGCUGCAUCGUAAUUCAUCAAGAACCAUGAUCAUGGGAAGAACCGGAAAAAGGGAACGAAAUAAGAUGACUUUGUCGUUUGAUCUUGAUCUGCACUACUGUUCGGAAGUGGGUUUUUGAGAGGCAGUGUGUUCGAUUUAAAUUGACGCUUCUCAUCUUUGGCGUCCGUGUACAAAGGUCCCUACUUUUCUGUUUAAUCUUAAGAAAAACUUGUGUAUGUUUGCUGCAAACUUCUCGGAAUGCAACUCUGCGAUUAUCUGGGUCAGGUUAAAAUUUC